This is a messenger RNA of Penicillium macrosclerotiorum, 900 nucleotides long. RefSeq names its product PIG-L family deacetylase. Bases 1 to 900 code for a protein of 299 amino acids. The transcript has 2 exons. Gene Ontology annotation, cellular component: endoplasmic reticulum. Gene Ontology annotation, biological process: GPI anchor biosynthetic process. Gene Ontology annotation, molecular function: N-acetylglucosaminylphosphatidylinositol deacetylase activity. NCBI's taxonomy places the organism in Eukaryota, Fungi, Ascomycota, Eurotiomycetes, Eurotiales, Aspergillaceae. The record is from RefSeq and is a predicted model, not a curated record.
AUGUCACCCUCGUUCAAUUGGACCGCAGUGGCGAUUGCCAUCGCGGCAGUUUUCAUCUUCUGGACCAUCUCCUCAACUUCCUCGCCCUUCACACGAUCAUUCCCUCGCCUAUUCAACAAGCGUAUCUGCCUGUUGAUUGCGCAUCCCGAUGACGAGGCAAUGUUCUUUUCGCCCACAGUGUUGGCCCUCACCAAGCCUGAACUUGGGAACCAUCUGAAGAUCCUCUGCUUGAGCACCGGCGAUGCCGACGGCCUCGGCGAAACCCGCAAGAAAGAGCUCCAAAAGAGCGCUAUCCUCCUUGGCGUCCGUAGCGAGUCUGACGUUUUUAUCGUUGACGACCCCACCCGCUUCCCAGACAGCAUGACAGCCACCUGGGCCCCGGAACAUGUCACUUCACUCCUGGCGUCGGCCUUCUCCCCCGACCUUGCCGCCACCCUCAACGGCACCGCCAAGAAGAACGCGAAGAAAGCACCCACCGCCAGCAUCGAUGUGCUCCUCACCUUCGACGAGCGUGGUAUCAGCAACCACCCUAACCACCGCUCCUUGUACCACGGCGCUGUGCACUUCCUGCGCACUCUGAUGGCGGACAAGGAGGGCUUUGCGUGCCCGGUAACGCUGUACACGCUGACCUCAACGUCCAUUUUCCGCAAGUAUGCCGGCGUGCUUGACGCGCCGCUGUCGAUGGUACAAGGCGUCUGGAGUAACAUCUUUGCCGGCAAGCGGCAGGCUGGCGCGGAUGGCCCAUCACGACUGCUUUUUGUGAGCUCGGUGGGUGAGUGGCUGACUGCGCAGUCGGCCAUGGUAAUGGGGCAUAAGAGCCAGAUGGUCUGGUUCCGCUGGGGCUGGAUUACCCUCGGCAGGUAUAUGACUGUCAACGAUUUGAAGCAGGAGAAGGUGUAG